Molecule: messenger RNA, 1178 nt
Organism: Ricinus communis (castor bean)
Lineage: Eukaryota; Viridiplantae; Streptophyta; Magnoliopsida; Malpighiales; Euphorbiaceae
Exons: 6
Coding region: 164-1066 (300 amino acids)
Biological process (GO): biosynthetic process
Cellular component (GO): cytoplasm
Molecular function (GO): isomerase activity
Source: RefSeq, a predicted model, not a curated record
GGAGGAACACGUUUUGACGCCCCUACCAUAUAAUGUGUAACUGCCGGGCAAACACCACUGGGCCGUCGCCCUCCUUCUCUUGGUGUGCUACUUUCCUUCUCCUGCAAACAAAGCAACUUUCAUUUAACUAUACCCGAACUCUCUCUAUCUUUUUCUCAAGACUAUGGAGAAACAAUUCAUCAAAUACUUUGUGGUGGACGCAUUCACCAAUUCAGCUUUCAAGGGGAACCCAGCAGCUGUUUGUUUAUUAGAAGACGAGAGAGAUGAUAAAUGGUUGCAAUCUGUAGCUGCUGAGUUCAAUAUCUCUGAGACCUGCUAUUUGACCCGGAUCUCUCAUCACUCUGAUACUGUUCCUUCUAAUCCCAGGUUCCGCCUGAGGUGGUUUACUCCUGUUGCUGAGGUUAAACUUUGUGGCCAUGCAACACUAGCAGCUUCACAUACCAUCUUUUCUAAUGGUUUGGUAAAUUCUGACAUUAUUGAGUUUGACACCUUAUCUGGUAUUCUAACAGCUAAGAAGGUUUCUGAAAUCAGUAAAACUGAUGUCUCAAGUAUUCAAAAUGGGGAAGCAAACGAGUUGUUCCUCAUUGAAUUAAAUUUCCCUACCGUCCUAAGUACUGAAUUCAACUCUGUUGAUCUUGCACCAAUCUCUAAAGCCCUGAAUGGUGCUUCCAUAAUAGAUAUCAGGAGGACUACUACUGCGGAUGACCUUUUUGUUGUGCUGCCAUCUGCUAAAGCUGUCAGUGAAUUACAGCCACAGUUUGAUGACAUUUUAAAAUGUCCUGGAAGGGGAAUAAUUGUUUCAGGAGUUGCUCCGCCAGAGUCUGGAUUCGAUUUUUAUAGUCGAUUCUUCUGUCCCAAAUAUGGAAUUAAUGAGGAUCCUGUUUGUGGGAGUGCACAUUGUGCUUUAGCCCCUUACUGGGGCAAAAAGCUGGGGAAGUGUGAUUUUAUGGCAUAUCAGGCAUCGCCAAGAAGUGGAAUACUAGACAUUCAUUUGGAUGAGCAGAACCAGAGAGUCCUGCUGCGCGGGAAAGCUGUUACUGUUAUGGAAGGCUCUCUUUUGGUUUAGAUUUUGGAGCUAUUUAGACUUGGCAUGUAUGACUAUAUUGAAAUUGGGGAAACUAUAUAUUUAAUUGAAAAUCAUUAUGAAUCUUUAUAGAAUUAUUCUAUUUGAAAGCUUA